AUGGCUUUUGUUCUCCAACAUGUGCAGCAGAACAAACUCAUCACUGAUCGUGACUAUAAGGCUCUUAAAAGCCUAACCCCAAACACUGAUCAGUCGUCUGGUGAAUUACUAGAUAAAUUGAGAGACAAAGGGGAAGACACCUGUCAGAAAUUCAUAGGCUUACUGAAGCAGCAGUGUAUGCUGGACCAAUAUCCAAGGCUGAGAGAUGUCUUCUCAGAUCAACCAGCACAUCUCAGACAAGAGUGGAUUAUACUCUGGAGUAUGCACAGCGAGCAAGUGGGCGUGUUGAUGCCGUUUCUAAUAAGUGACUGGCGCGAAACUGGAAGAAUACAAACGUCUGAGGAUGAGGAAGAUUUACAAGAAGACGGCGACGAAAAGGUCUGGAGAGACGAUGAGAUUAGGGAACUUCAGUUGGCGCCGCCCCCCGCCCAAACCAAACGGAGUAUUUCCAGUACAGACCCAGCAGAAGUCAGAGAGAAGCUAAAAUCCAGUUUUAAAGAGAAAUUUAAAUGCAUUUAUGAAGGAACUUCAGAGGAGGGAGAGCAUACAUUCUUAAAUCAAAUCUUCACAGAACUGUACAUAGUAGAUGGUUUUACAGGAGAAGUGUGCCGUGAUCAUGAGGUGAUGCAGAUGGAGGAACCAUCUACAACAGCUGCUACAGGACAAACACUGAUAAAAUGCAACAAUAUUUUUAAAAUUCAGUCUGAGAAACACACUCCUGUCAGAUCAGUGCUGACAUUAGGGAUUGCCGGCAUUGGAAAGACAGUUUCUGUGCAGAAGUUUGUCAUGAACUGGGCAGAAGGAACAGCCAAUCAGGAUGUAGAUUUCAUAUUUGUGCUUCCAUUCAGAGAGCUGAACUUGCUAAAAGAUGACCAGUUCAGUCUUCCUGAACUUCUUCUUUACUUCCAUCCUGAACUUGAAGAACUAAAAGAGGCUCACAUAUACCAAAGGAGUAAACUUCUUUUCAUCUUUGAUGGUCUUGAUGAAAAUCAGAUUCCAUUGGAAUUGGAACGAAGCAAAAAGCUCUCUGACAUAACAAUAAAAUCACCAAUAAAUCUGCUGAUAACAAACCUUAUCAAAGGAGAGCUGCUACCCUCUGCUCUCAUCUGGAUAACUUCUCGACCAGCAGCAGCUAGUCAGAUCAAUCGAAAGUACAUCCACCGUGUUACAGAAAUAAAAGGAUUUAGUGACAUACAGAAAGAGGAAUACUUAAGAAGGAGGAUCAGAGAUGAGGAUAAAGUGCAACGAAUUCUCUCACACUUAAAGAAAUCAAGGAGUCUCCACAUCAUGUGUCACAUACCAGUUUUCUGUAGGAUUACAGCCACUGUGCUGCAGAAAAUGUUGAAAGAAUGUGAAGAAGUGAAAAGUGAGAAGGUGAUCACUGCUCCAACUACUUUGACAGAAAUGUAUUUGCGUUUUCUGCUCAUUCAGACAAAUCAAAUGAAAGAGAGACACACUGGAAAUGAUGGGUGUCCACUACUGAAGCUUGGCAGGUUGGCAUUUUCUCAGCUGGAAAAGGGAAAUAUUGUAUUUUAUGAGAAGGACCUGCUGAACUGUGAUCUUGAUGUCAAACAGGCUGUGAUGGAUUCAGGGAUCUUCACACAGAUCUUAAAAAAUGAGGGAAAGGUAUUCAGCUUCAUGCAUUUAAGCUUUCAGGAGUUCCUCGCUGCCUUAUAUGUGUUUCUAAUGUUUACAAAUGAAAAGAUCAAUGUCCUCCAAAACAAAGUCACACAGCCUUUGAGAGCAUUUCUAAAAUUGUUGACAAACACAAUGCAUGAUCUCCACAAGACAGCUAUAGAUGAGGCCCUACAGAGUACAAAUGGACACCUGGACCUUUUCCUCCGCUUUCUCCUUGGCCUUUCACUAGAGAUCAAUCAAAAACUUCUGAAAACACUUCUACCAGACACAGAAAUCAGACCAGAGAGUGUGAAUAGAACAGUCGACUACAUCAAGAAGAAACUCAAUCGGAACAUUUCAUCAGAGAGGAGCAUCAAUCUUCUCUACUGUCUCAGUGAAAUGAAAGAUGACUCAAUCUCGUCUGAAAUCCAGAAGCUUCUGACCUCAGGAAAUCUCUCAGUAAAGAAACUCUCAUCUGCCCAGUGGUCAGCUCUGGUCUUUGUGUUGCUGAUGUCAGAAGAGACUCAAGAAAAGUUUGACCUGAAGAAAUACAGAGCAUCACAGGAAGGGUUGGAGAGACUGCUGCCAGUCGUGAAAAACACCAGGCGAGCUUUACUUCGUGGUUGUAAACUCACUGAACAGUGCUGUGAAGCUGUAGCCUCAGUUCUACAGUCAGUAAACUGUCCCCUGAGAGAACUGGACCUGAGUAACAAUGACCUUCAGGAUUCAGGAGUGAAGUUUCUCUGUGUGGGAAUGAAGAAGCCACACUGUAAACUGGAGAUACUGAGGUUGUCAGGUUGUUUAGUGACAGAGGAAGGCUGUUCUUCUCUGGCGUCAGCUCUGAGUUCAAACCCCUCACACCUGAGAAAGCUGGAUCUGAGCUACAAUCACCCAGGAGACUCAGGAGUGAGGCUGCUCUCUGCUAGAAUGGAUGAUCCAUACUAUCAACUAGACACACUCAAUAUGGACAAUGGUGGAAAAUCCCGGAUCAAACCAGGAUUAAGAAAAUAUGUCUGUGAACUUACAAUGGACCCAGACACAGCACAUGGGCGUCUCUCUCUGUCUGAGGGGAACAGAAAGGCCACAUGGAGAGAAAUUCAGUCUUAUCCUGAUCAUCCAGAGAGGUUUGAUCACUGGCCUCAGGUAGUGUGUAGAGAGGGUCUGACUGGACGCUGUUACUGGGAGACUGAGUGGAAUGGUAUUAGUGUCAUGGCAGUGACAUAUAAAGGAAUUGGAAGGAAAGGAAAGGGUGAUGAUGGUAGGUAUACACUUAAUGAAAAGUCCUGGGGGCUUUGGUGCUUUGAUUCCAAAUAUGCUGCCCGUCACAAUAACCAGAGCACUGACAUACCUGCCCCCCCCUCACCCACACACAGAGUAGGAGUGUAUCUGGACUGGCCAUCUGGAACUCUGUCCUUCUACAGCGUCUCCUCUGACACACACACACUCACACACUUGCACACAUUCCACUGCACAUUCACUGAACCCCUCUAUGCAGGGUUUGGAUUUGGGCUUAUUCUCGCUGACGCAGGAUACGGAGCAUUUGCAAGAAUUCACAAUUUAAUCUUUCAACAGGAUUCCCAUGUGGAUGGCAAGGGGUUGUAUGUGAAUGAGAGAUACCUGCGAGUUGAUCGUGGUGGAGUUUUUCAGGGUAUCCAAAGCGUGGAAUGA
Messenger RNA from Chanos chanos (milkfish), 3285 nucleotides. Its product is annotated as NACHT, LRR and PYD domains-containing protein 12-like. The coding region runs from base 1 to 3285 and encodes 1094 amino acids. Gene Ontology annotation, molecular function: protein binding. The transcript is spliced from 9 exons. The record is from RefSeq and is a predicted model, not a curated record. Gene Ontology annotation, biological process: regulation of apoptotic process. Lineage: Eukaryota; Metazoa; Chordata; Actinopteri; Gonorynchiformes; Chanidae.